Dermatophagoides farinae (American house dust mite) is the source of this 2124-nucleotide messenger RNA. The record is from RefSeq and is a predicted model, not a curated record. NCBI's taxonomy places the organism in Eukaryota, Metazoa, Arthropoda, Arachnida, Sarcoptiformes, Pyroglyphidae.
GAAGAAAAAAUAAAGCAAAAACAAGAAUUUUUUUUUUUGUGCUGUAUCUUGUUCUGUGUGUAUUUACUGUGUAAAGGUGGAAAGAAUAUCGAAAAAAAAAAAUUUUUUUUCCUCUCACACGAUCAUUCAUAUAUUCAUCAAAUGAUAAUUAGUGAUUGUCAAAAAAUAAAUAAAUAUGGGAUUAAUAUUAUGGAAUGUUUUAACGCCCAGAUUCUAUCUGGCAUUGACUGCAUCAUCAUUUUUUAUUUCAAUUUUAAUUCUGCUUUUUGAAUGGUGGUAUUUUGCUAAAUAUGGAAUAUCAUUUAUCGAACAAAUAUUGAUGAAUAUUCUGAAUCCAUUAUUUGGUAUCAAUACGAAUAAUUCGAGCAACAACACUGUCAAUAAUAAUAUUUCACAACAAAAUGGUACAUUUUCCGGUGCAAAUUCACAAUCAUCAAUUGAUUCAAAUGAAAGUGAUGAUCAACAACAACAACAACCGCAUCAGCAACAGCCUCAACAUCAACAACAACAACAACAAUCAUCGAUUGUUGAUAAUCGUCAUCUAAUGCAAGGACAUAUUUCAUUAGAUUCAAAAGUAUGGCGUAAUCCAAUGAGCUUGUUUCGUGGUUGUGAAUAUAAUCGUCUAACAAUGGCUAUUAAACGUGAACCAUUGACAUUUUAUGAUAUGAAUCUAUCGGCACAAGAUCAUCAAACAUUUUUUACUUGUGAUGGUGAUCAAGGUCAUAAGGACAUGGAAAUAAUGUUAACAGCAUGGCGUGAACGUGACCCCGAUGUUCGUAUACGUUCAGCACAUAAAGCAUUAGAAUCCAAUCCUGAUUGUGCACCGGCAUUAAUACUCUUGGCUGAAGAAGAUGCCAAAACUGUAUGGGAAGCGGAAAAAAUUUUUCUUACAGCAUUACGUGCAGCUGAAUUACAAUAUCGAAAAUCACCAACAUCAUCAUCAUCAUCAUCGCCAUCAACAACAUCGUCAUCAUCAUCACCACAACAAUCAUCAUUAUCAUCGCUAACAAAUUCAUCAAAUCAUCAUCAUCAUCAUCAUCAAAAUCAUUAUCAACAAUCAACAAUUGAUGCACAACAUCGGCGUGAUUUAAACGUGUUGAUCUAUAUACGACGAAGAUUAGCAAUGUGUGCACGUAAACUUGGUAAAUUACGUGAAUCAGUGAAAAUGAUGCGAGAUUUGAUUAAAGAAUUUCCAAUGAUGAAUCUAUUUAAUAUACAUGAGAAUCUAAUUGAAGCAUUGCUAGAAAUGAAUGCCUAUGCUGAUGUGCAAGCAUUAUUGGCAAAAUAUGAUGAUAUUAGUCUGCCAAAAUCGGCAACAAUUUGCUACACAUCAGCCUUGUUGAAAUCACGAAAUAUUGGUGAAAAAUUCUCACCAGAUAGUGUGGUGAAACGUGGAUUAUCGAUGGCUGAAAUGAAUGCUGUGGAAGCUAUACAUCGUGCCGUUGAAUUCAAUCCACAUGUACCAAAGUAUUUAUUGGAAUCUAAAAAACUGAUUUUUCCACCAGAACAUAUACUUAAACGUGGUGAUAGUGAAGCAAUUGCGUAUGCAUUUUUUCAUCUUCAACAUUGGAAACGUAUUGAUGGUGCAUUAAAUCUAUUGGAUUGUACAUGGAAAGGAACAUUUCGUAUAAUACCAUUUCCAUUGGAAAAAGGUCAUCUAUUUCAUCCAUAUCUAACCUGUACUGAAUGUACUGAUCGUGAGCUUUUACCAGAUUAUCAUGAAGUAUCUGUUUAUCCAAAAAAAUCGAUACCAUUUUUCAUACGAUUCACUGCUAGUCUUUGUACAUUGACGGCCAUUAUGACUUUUAUAUUUUAUCAAUAUCCAGUACAAAUUGUAUUCAUUGUUCAAUCGUAUCUAAACUGGCUGAAUGAAUUGUCAAUUUCCAUAAUGGAUCGUUUGGAAUUUAUGUUACCAAAUUGGGCAUUUCAAUGUUAUUUGACCAAAAAUUGUUGGCAAUAAAAAAAAAAAAUAUGGUGAAUAACCGAUGAUUGAAUGAAUGAAUGGAAAAUGCAAUCAAGAAAUACUCGUUAUAAUUGGUGGAGCAGGAUAAUUAUUUAUUUUAUUUUUUUUCAAAAAAAAGAAAUCAAAACAAAAUUAUCAUUAUUAUUAGCCAUGGAAGAACA